Messenger RNA from Scleropages formosus (Asian bonytongue), 974 nucleotides. It is a transcript of the gene pdca, whose product is annotated as phosducin a. Gene Ontology annotation, biological process: regulation of G protein-coupled receptor signaling pathway. Gene Ontology annotation, cellular component: photoreceptor outer segment. Bases 24 to 734 code for a protein of 236 amino acids. The record is from RefSeq and is a predicted model, not a curated record. The transcript is spliced from 3 exons. NCBI's taxonomy places the organism in Eukaryota, Metazoa, Chordata, Actinopteri, Osteoglossiformes, Osteoglossidae.
UCUCCCUUCUCUCUGCAGAAAAGAUGUCUUCUCCAGCUCUGGAAGAGGAGGACCUACCAACACACACAGGUCCCAAAGGGGUCAUUCAUGACUGGAGAAAGUUCAAGUUGGAGAGUGAGGACCAUGAAACUGUAACUCCCAACAGACGUGAACUCUUGAGACAGAUGUCCAACCCACAGAAGCCCGAGGAGUCCCGUGAGAGGGCCAGCCGCAAGAUGAGCACACAAGAGUAUGAGCUAAUAAAGGAGGAGGAUGAGAAGUGCCUACGCAAGUACCGCAAGCAAUGCAUGCAGGAGAUGCACGAGCGCUUGAGCUUCGGACCCCGUUUUGACGGUGUGUACGAGCUGGAGAACGGUGAAGCCUUCCUGGACGUCAUCGAGAAGGAGCACCGACUGACGCUGGUGGUGGUACACAUCUACGAAGAUGGUGUUGAGGGCUGCGAGGCCCUGAACAACUGCCUGACCUGCCUGGCUGCUGAGUAUCCUACCGUGAAGUUCUGCCGGAUCAAAGCCUCCUGCACAGGUGCUGGUGACCGCUUCUCGGACAACGUGCUGCCCACCAUGCUGGUCUACAAGGCUGGUGAGCUGCUGGGCAACUUCUUGCGCAUCACACAGCACCUGAACGAAGAGUUCUUCGCUGUGGAUGUGGAAGCCUUCCUCAACGAGUACGGUCUCCUUCCAGAAAAAGAGUUUGCUGCCUGUCCCAACGAUGAGCAGGAAGCUGAUGUGGAGUGAUAAUAUGCAUAUGCACAGAGAUGCAUUUACUAACUGUUACACAGACAGAUGGGCUGUAAGUGGAUAUUUAUACAAAUGUGCGAGAGCUUUGCUUUCAAAGCCAGCAUGAUCAGUGCAGCUGGUUGCAGAAUUUGUUCCAUUCUGGUUUCUGUGCUGAUGAGUAAUAUUGAUAAAUCACAUCCACAUUUUAGUAUAGAGCUUUGAGAUGAAGGAAUAAUGCUUUCACAGCUCAAAUCGAAA